CUGCCUGAGUGUUGAAAGCAGACAGUGAAACUUCUGGGGGAAACAGCUGGUGGGAGGUUGAGCCAAGGAGCUCCCUGGACCUGAGUGAGCAGGCACAGGAACACAGACAGGGCUGUGAGGACAGGUAAGUGCUUUCAGUUGGGUUAGAACUCCUGGGGGAGAUUGUGCUCGGGAGAGACAGGGAACUAGAUUCGCAUCCUGUCCUUUCUGUUCAUCACCUGCAUGAACUGCAUCGACAGCAUCACGCUCCUGCAGCUUGGCAUCAAGAGCGUUUGGGGACCUGCCUUCCAAUGGACAUCGUUAUUCACAAAAGAAAGGAAGCUGGACGCACGGACCAGAAAGAUGAUGACGUGCUGGUUGCUGUGCCUAAGGAAGCCACAGUUCUUGGGACCAUCCAGAUACUGUGCGCCCUGACGAUUGCAAGCUUUGGGGGCAUUUUUGUGUCAGCUUCCUACUCUUCCUACAUCAACCCAGCAGCCUUCACCACUUUGAUGUUCGGGUACCCAUUUUUUGGAUCCCUGUGUUUUGCCUUUGUUGGAUCUCUCUCAAUAAUCUCCGGGAAAAUCUCAAUCAAACCCUUUGCACUGAGCAGCCUGGCCUCCAAUGCGGCAAGCUCUGUUGUUGCUGCCAUUGGCCUCUUCCUCCUCACCCAUAACCUCAUAGCCCUGGGGACUGCCUCUCCACGUUGCAGUCCAGAAAAGAGAUUUCUGGCCUUAUUUCUUUAUUCGGAAUCCCACUAUUGGAUGAAUGAAGACAAGAACUGUCUCCUCGCUUAUGUCAGUGCCAUGAGUGGGCUGGCGUUGAUGCUCAUCUUCACUGUGAUGGAGUUUUUGCUAGCCGCGUACAGUUCUGUCUUUUGGUGGAAGCAAGUCUAUUCCAACAAGUCUGGGAGUACGUGUUUCAUGCCUGAGUCACAAGAUCAACUUGUCAAAAGCAGUUCGUUGAAGCCAUGAGGAAGAAACACAGCAGAAGAAGGAAGAAAACCGGCACUCAUGGCAGAGCACAGCUGGACGUUCCUGAAAUCUCAGCCUUGGGAGAUCCAAAU
Chionomys nivalis (European snow vole) is the source of this 1045-nucleotide messenger RNA. It is a transcript of the gene Ms4a7, whose product is annotated as membrane spanning 4-domains A7. NCBI's taxonomy places the organism in Eukaryota, Metazoa, Chordata, Mammalia, Rodentia, Cricetidae. The record is from RefSeq and is a predicted model, not a curated record. The coding region runs from base 291 to 953 and encodes 220 amino acids. Gene Ontology annotation, cellular component: plasma membrane; trans-Golgi network. Gene Ontology annotation, biological process: cell surface receptor signaling pathway. The transcript is spliced from 7 exons.